AUCGAAUACUUUUGAGGAAUGAAACAUCUGUGUGUGAUAAGAAAUGCGGAUGAUUGAUAAGAAAAAUCCGCAUUCCGACUUCCGAGUCUUCGAAUUUUGAUAAUUAAUCAUUUUUAAUCUCUUCAUCAUGGAGGAAAUCAUACCACCAACUUUGAAGCAAAACCUGGUGAAUACCCAUUUAGCUGUCAAAUCACUGAUCAACGAUAUAAAAACAUACGACGGUUCUGUCGAAGAAUUGAAAAAACUCAAUGAAAUCGGUCGUCUGAAAUUAUCCAAUUUAAGAAAAUAUAUCGACGAUUUAGAAACCUAUGCUAAAGAGCAGACGAACCAAUCGAUGAAAAAUGAAAUCAUGCAACACGUUAGUCUACAAAAAGAGCAAUUACAGAGUUCGUUAAAAGAUUUCCAAAAGGCUAACGUCGAAUGCGUCUUAUCGAUUGAGAAAAAAAGUACCGAAGAAUUAUUCGCAAUGUCUGAUCCUGAAGAAGUAUUAAGGAAAAGAAACAAUAGAAAUCAUUCCAGCUUAUUGCACGAAAAUUCAGAAAUCACCGAUCAUAUGUCGUCCAUUAGUCGUCGUUUAGCCGAAGUCAUCGCCGAAAGUUCGGGCGCUCUUGAAACUUUAGUCAGAUCUUCUACUAAUAUCACUGGUAUUCGAGAUGAAUUGAGAUCUACCGGUUCUAUUAUCGAUCAGUCUGGAAAAAUAUUAAAUAAAUAUCAACAAAGAGAAUUUACUGAUAAAAUUCUUAUUAUUUUUGCCUUCGCUUUCUUUAUGGCUUGUGUUUUCUACGUGGUAUAUUGUAGAAUAUAAUGCGAUCGGUUGCAGUUAUCGAGUGAAAGAUGGCAGCAAAUUCAUCUCGUAAAUUAAUUAUCAUCGCGAAGAAAAUAUUAUAUUCAGUGAUGUAAUAACUAAUAAGUCUAUAAGUUUAAAAGAUCUCGAAAGAUUAGUAUUUUUUAUUUAUGGUAUUGUUUUCAAAUUGUUAUUGUAUUCAUGUACCCAUUAUAUGUACGUAUUUUUAUACAUUGAUUUUAUCGUUA
Molecule: messenger RNA, 1032 nt
Organism: Planococcus citri (citrus mealybug)
Lineage: Eukaryota; Metazoa; Arthropoda; Insecta; Hemiptera; Pseudococcidae
Gene: Sec20
Product: vesicle transport protein Sec20
Exons: 5
Coding region: 128-805 (225 amino acids)
Biological process (GO): retrograde vesicle-mediated transport, Golgi to endoplasmic reticulum
Cellular component (GO): endoplasmic reticulum; SNARE complex
Molecular function (GO): SNAP receptor activity
Source: RefSeq, a predicted model, not a curated record